Molecule: messenger RNA, 1901 nt
Organism: Contarinia nasturtii (swede midge)
Lineage: Eukaryota; Metazoa; Arthropoda; Insecta; Diptera; Cecidomyiidae
Product: synaptic vesicle glycoprotein 2B-like
Exons: 9
Coding region: 161-1816 (551 amino acids)
Biological process (GO): transmembrane transport
Cellular component (GO): membrane
Molecular function (GO): transmembrane transporter activity
Source: RefSeq, a predicted model, not a curated record
AUUCCUUGAUUAAACUCAAGUUAUGCAGAAGUCACAGUCGAUUCAAAUUGUAUUUCGACACACAUUUUCGAAAAACAAGCAAAUAAAAUCGAAGCCAUACGCUUCAACUGUUUACUGUAAUCAGACCAGCUUUGUACUAGAAAGUUUGUAGAAAUUCAAAAUGCUCACCAAUAAAGACCUACAUGGAGCAGAAGAUGGACGAAGAUGUUCAGACGUUCAUCCGAGAUUUCAAACUGAUUUACCUUUCAAGAAAAAAGGAAUUUCUAUGGAUAAAGCCAUUUCUAAAACAAAAUUUGGCUUCUUCAACUAUGUUGUAAUCUUCGUAAGUGGUUUAAUUUUGAAUGCUGUAUUGAUGGAAACAUGUGGCAUUUCAUUUAUAAUUCCAGUAUCAGAGUGUGAUUUGAAACUUUCAGCUAGUCAAAAAGGAAUAUUAAGCGCAAUUUCCUAUUUUGGCAUAAUUUGCUCCUCACAUCUAUGGGGCUACCUUGCUGAUACCAAAGGACGACGCUCAGUUAUUCAACCUACACUAUUCAUUGCAUUUUUAUUGUCCAUCGUUUCAUCACUUGUGCAGAACUUCUAUCUUUUGGCCACAUUGCGGUUCCUAAACGGAUUUUUCAUAUCUGGAUCGUCAGCCACAAUUUAUGCCUAUCUGGGUGAAUUUCACAGUAAUAAGCAUAGAGGAAGAGCGCUUAUGGGGUCUGCACUUUUAUAUGGUAUUGCAUGUCUGUUUUUACCGUCAAUCGCAUGGCUUGUGACCAAUCAAGAGUGGCAAUUUGACAUUCCACUCAUCGGCAUUACAUAUAAACCAUGGCGAUUGUUGCUCGUUAUAUGUGGCUUGCCUGGAUUUCUGUCGUCGGUGAUAUUGCUCUUUUUGCCAGAGAGUCCGAAAUUUCUUCUUAAUCAAGGCGAUAGUAAAGCUGCCUAUCAAAUUUUACAACAAAUAAAUCGUUGGAAUAACGGCAAGAAAUCACAACUUGAAUCAUUUGAAAUCUAUGAAGAGGACGAAUCGAUUGAAAAUCGACGCCGAAUGUCAGAAGCCAAAGUUAGCCGAUUCCCAUUGUUGAAGUCGAUUUGGAGUCAAACAGUGCCACUUUUCAAACCUCCACACUUGGGACCAACACUUUUGAUUUGCACCAUUCAAUUUGGAAUAUACGCAACGAGCAACGGAUUUUACAUGUUUUUCGCUGAUAUUCUGAAUAAGAUGGCAGCCAAUUUAGAUAGUUUUAUUGAUCCAAUGGCCAUGUGUGAUGUUAUCAAUAUGAAAAGCACUAAUAUCAGCGACAAUCAAAUAGUUGAAAAAGUUUGCAACACGAAACUUGAGCUGGCAUUAUUGGAACAAGGAAUUCUUUUGGAGUUUUUAUAUGCAUCUGCAUUUGCCGUUAUUAGUCUUAUCAUCAAUAAAGUUGGAAAAUUUAAAAUUCUACUUUUAAUACUGGAAGUAAGUGGAUUGUGUGGAAUUGCGUGCAUGCUGACCGAUAUUCCGUUGGUCCAAAUAUACUCAUUUAUUGGACUAAUGUGUUCGGGGAUCGGAGUAAAUAUCGUUAAUUCAGCCACAGUUGAAAUUUAUCCAACAAAUUUGCGAGCAAUGGCAAUUUGUAUAUCGUUAAUGUUUGGCCGACUGGGAAGUGUAGUUGGUGCAAAUAUUGCGGCUCUUUUACUCGACGAUCAUUGUGAAACCGUUUUCUAUUUGUCAGGAACAACAGUUAUGGCUGUAGGUAUUUUUUGUUUUUUCGUGCCCGGAAUUCAUGAAAAGGUCAAGAGUCGAAUGUCAGUGAUACAAAAUGAUCCGCGCUUGAGUGUGGCAUCAUUCAGAUAAAGUGAAAACUGGAUCAAAACUACGAAUAACUUUUUUCGCAACUAUUUUGCAUUUAAAUUGAGUAUCUACGAAAAUAUAUUCUCAC